Mesocestoides corti is the source of this 1014-nucleotide messenger RNA. Lineage: Eukaryota; Metazoa; Platyhelminthes; Cestoda; Cyclophyllidea; Mesocestoididae. The record is from the annotation of a GenBank genome assembly.
AUGAAUCCCUUGCAAAUGACUGCGUUGCGUAGCGAAUUUGGACACAAGCAACUGGUGUGUCGCAUCGCGUACAUCGCAGUUCUGGUUCUCGCGAUGGCCUUCCUGGCAGCCUGCAUCAUCCUCAUAUUCGUCUAUUUCAGCAGCAUCGGUGUGCUCAUGAGCUACCUGGAAGCCCACAACGGGAGCGCAGAGGAGACGAGUUCCAUCCAAAAUGGAAACGACACUGUUGAGGCGGUAAAAAAUUUCUCCGUAUACGUGACCGAUGCAAGUACUUCGGUUGAAGCCUUAGUGAACGGCAUGACCGAUCUUUGCAGUAAAAUGGAUAACGCGAGUGAGGAAUUUAAGACUGCAUUUACAAACGUUCCAAAUUGCAGCAACGGGACGGAAUGCUAUAAGUUAAAAGUAGCAACAGAAAAUCUACACUGUCCAAUGAAUCUCAGUGCAAUCAACACAACAGUAAUAAAUAACUUUACCAAAGAACUUGAAAACAUGGUGACAGAUUUAGAAAAGAAAUUGGCAAAUGUCUCUAAUGCAAUCAACGAUAUUAAAUCGUCUGCAGCAGAUAUGGUUGGCUCGGUUGAGGAAAAACUUGACCUCAAAACGGUGCUCGAUUCGAUCAACAAGUUUUGGAAUGACACCAGUGCACAGGUUAGUGGUGUGACCAAGAAUCUGGAAGACCUCUCCACCUCUGUGGACAAUGGACUUGCACAGUACUCGGGAUACAUUCGCAUCGCGUUCAGCGUAAUCGGAGGUUUCUUCAUAUUGGUGUUGGUCAUCGCAGCCCUCAUUGCUGCGCGUCUUCUUUACCGAGCUUUUCGAGAUCGACUCUACGCUGGCGCUGACACCGUGCUCACAUAUUCACCCGGUAAUAAGUGGGACAAGAUUGUCUGUGGAAAGGGGUCGGUCUGCUGCUGUUCUGCGAUUUUCAUCCCAAUCCUGCUCAUUUUCGCCGCCAUUAUUACAGUGCUGCUAUUCGCGUUGACGUCGGUAUCAGGUUUGUUUACGACUCUUUAA